AUGACGGAGAAGUUUGACAAAAAAGACGAGUCUCAGAGCGAAGUUUCGCAGAACUUGCUGGCGCAUCUUUCCAACGAUGUUGAGCUAUACCACAAACGUGUGCAGCUGAAAAGACAGCUCAAAGAGCAAUUGGGUAAGGACGAGAAAAAGCCAAAGGAGAACGCGUCUUCUACACAGGAGACUCAGGAACAGUUGCCAGAGCCAGAAACCACGAGUGAGUUUGGCGUCAAUAUCCCGGAUCAGGUAGAGGAAAGUCCUAUCCCUUCGUUUUUCUCGAUGGAUAAGGAGACACCUGUGCGAUCACGUGCGUGGACCAAGGCAGAAGAUGAUGCUAUAAUAUAUUAUAAAGAGGAGAUGAAAUAUUCGUGGAAAGAGAUCGAGAAGAUCCUGAAAAAUAGACAUUCGUGGCAGGCGAUCCAGAUGAGAUACCUGCGGAACCACAAGUCCAAGAGCGACUCUUGGUCGCGAUUCAUGGAAUUGCGAUUAAUUAAUGCGAUCCGCAAAGAUUGGGAAGGUCGUUGGAAGCGGAUCAGCAAGGAUUUGGGCAACGAUUUGACUGUGGAUCGAUGUUUGAUGAAAAACGUGGAGCUGUGCAAAAAGAUGGACGACCCGAUUUUCGGCAAGAUCUUUUCCAACAAGGAAAUCACCCAAGGAUACAGCAAUCCCAACAGUGACAUCAAGGACGAGGAUAGUCACAGAAAGUUGAUGCUGGUGUAUAUGGGGCUCGACUCGAUCAGCUACGAGUCAGAUGAAGGAGAACACAACGGAGAAGAGAAUGGAGAUUGA
Molecule: messenger RNA, 786 nt
Organism: Ogataea philodendri
Lineage: Eukaryota; Fungi; Ascomycota; Pichiomycetes; Pichiales; Pichiaceae
Exons: 1
Coding region: 1-786 (261 amino acids)
Source: RefSeq, a predicted model, not a curated record